Exaiptasia diaphana is the source of this 3567-nucleotide messenger RNA. RefSeq names its product probable prolyl 4-hydroxylase 10. Gene Ontology annotation, cellular component: endoplasmic reticulum. The coding region runs from base 130 to 1380 and encodes 416 amino acids. NCBI's taxonomy places the organism in Eukaryota, Metazoa, Cnidaria, Anthozoa, Actiniaria, Aiptasiidae. Gene Ontology annotation, biological process: peptidyl-proline hydroxylation to 4-hydroxy-L-proline. The record is from RefSeq and is a predicted model, not a curated record. Gene Ontology annotation, molecular function: iron ion binding; procollagen-proline 4-dioxygenase activity; L-ascorbic acid binding. The transcript is spliced from 5 exons.
ACGUAAAAUUGAUGCCUGGUAGAUAUCGACUUUAAUCGUCGCAGCUGGCAGCUGAUGGUACAAAAGAAAAUAAUGAUUACUUUCCACCAAAUCAUUAAAAAAUCUAUAGAAUACGUAAAAUAGACUGCCAUGGCUCAAGGCUUAACUCGUAGAACGACAAAAAAAUCGCAAGCAAAAUCUGGAACUUCCAAGCCUACUUCGACGGGAAUCUCCAAGGACAACAAGUCUAGAAAAAGUUCUUCAACUUCAUUGAGGUACGCAUUGAUUGCGUUUGCGGUUGUGAUAGCUUUAAUUGCGUGUAUAGUUUACGUGUCCGUAGAACGCAAGGUAGAAAAAAAAAGUAAUCUUCGUAAGCCAAGUAAAGACGAAAGUAAUAGAUCAAAAACAGGACAAGGAAAGAAKCAAAAGCAGUCCCAGCAACAGAAAGAUAAUAUUCCUCCAGAGUUCAGAAACUUUAAAGCAUCAUAUCAGAAAAAGCUCAAAAUGUCUUCAUUUGUAAAUGGAAAGUCCUUUGAUUUGAAAGAAUUAAGACCAAACAAACACAACAGCAGUGUCAGAGCAUAUGUCAUUGAAAACUUCUUAAGUGAUCAUGAUUGCGAUAGCCUGGUGAAAGUGCAYAAUAAGCACUUGGACAUACUCAAGCAAAAUGACCCAUUUCUAUGUUUUGACAGUGUUUUGACACUUGUUAAGAACCUAAAAGAAUUGAAGCUGAAAUAUAAGGUUUCCAGUAAAGAUUUCAUUAAAGGGACCACUUGCUUGAAUGAGACAUUUUCCUCUGAACUGAAGCAACACUUUAAAUGGAGCUACAGCACAGCUUUUUAUCCUGGUGAAAAUAAGUUCUCCAUGGUUUAUGCAGAACACAUCAARCAGGCAACAGGCCUUAAACCAGAAAAUGGUGGGAAGUUCCAGAUUACUUCGUAUCCUCUUGGUGUUGGGUACAAAAGCCACACUGACUGCAUAGUGUACACAAAGGGACAAGGCGAGGAACGAGAUCGUUUUGCAACAGUUCUUGUAUAUCUKCAAGAUGUUGAAGAAGGUGGCGAGACUGAGUUCCCUCUUUUGGGCAUGAAGGUUAAACCAAAGAAAGGAAUGGCUCUCGUGUGGAAUAGCAUGGAUGAAGAUGGCAAUUGCGAGGCUUUGUCUCUACAUGAUGCAAAGAGGGUCGUUAAGGGACAUAAAUACAUCAUUCAGAGAUGGUAUUAUUACAAGAAUUUCCCAGCCCUUGGAAAACGACCACCAGAGCCCAACCUCCCACAACGAAAGCCCAAUCAAGCACGAGUUUCUUGUGACGAGUAUGAGCAAGGCAGCUGCAGAUGGUACGACGAAUGGAAUUACGACCAUAUCUUGGAGUACCAUGCCCAACGAAAAAACCUUGUGUAGUUUUACACAUCGUUAGAUUUUUUAAUUUGAGACGACGCUCAUCAAAAAUGUAGAUUUAGUCUCUGGGGUUUCUUUAUGUAUGCUUUGCACUCAUUAUUACCGUGAUGGGGGGGUUUAAUUUGCAUCUAAACAAUUCCAUGUGCUCUAUUGUUGGUAUUUGYUUUACCAAAGGAGCUCGUGGAUUCAUGAAUAACAAACGCUAGACCAUAACUAGACAAGAAACCCAGAAGAAGAAACUUUUAUCAUCGUYCAAAAAUGUUUUCGUUUCAUAAUCCUUUCACUAUGAUUACGGCGGGAUUUUAUAUGGGUAUUUUAACCUUGCGGGAUUUUAUAUAACAAACGGAAACAAGUUCACAUCGUGAACACUCAAUUGCAAUAUCUCAGAGACCACGUUUUKAACAUUUCUAUGUCUCGGGAAUAAUGCAUUCUUAUUGUGGUGUGUAUGAUUAUAAUGAAAUUACACCUUGUUUUUUUUAAGCUAUAAAGCCAUAAGAAAACAGGGUUUAAAGCAGCAUAGAAUCUCAAUCCUGUCCGUCCCAAUAUACAUACAUUCUCAGAAAUUGUUUUAUCAGGUGUUCCUAAAUCUACAUAAUGCGGAGAUUUUUAUUAUUUGGCACUUUGUCACGUGUAGCAGUUUGAUUAAUCGCGUGAACGAAAUGAAAGGGAGAAAAUUGAAAAAAGAUUGCUCAAAUAUUGUCGCACUGAAAGUUGUAGAUCAGUCUUUUCCUGUAGUUUUCGUAUCACAUUCUAGAAAAGUGCGACUGCCAGUGACURUAUGUGUAUGUUUUAGUUCUUGGUGCUUACGUGACAAGGCUUCAUAGUUUUGAAUUUAUUAAUACCUGUAAAGAAACGGAAUCAGCACUUCUAUUUUGAUACAAUCGUAUAGGAUUCUGUCGAAGAAAUCGUAAGAACUCAAGAAAAAUAUWAUUUUUUUCGCAUAAUAUAUGCAUAACAUUUGUUUUUCCUUAACUCUCGACCUUUUAAUUUACAAAAAAAUCCAGUCAACUGCGGCGAGUGAAAAUACCAUUCUCCUUUUAUUUCGUUUGCACCAAGACUGGAACAAACAUAGAAUAAUUUCUAUUUCUACAAAAGACAAUACAACUCGGUAAUUUGAAAUCCUUUUUAAUAAAUUAUGAAGACCAAAUGACAAACUGGUAUAUGUAUAGCAUUGGAUACAAAUAUACAAACAAAAUAAAUUAUGAUUAAAUACAUUAUUAUCAAAACAACCUAGAAUUUAAAGCGUGGUAUGUUGCUUGUGUUGCUUUGAAACCCUGGUCAAACAAACAAAAUCAGUUCGUCCUCAAAAGUAAGUUUGAAAAGUGACAAACCAAUGAAAUCCUUUCAUYUCCUAAUGGCCUGCACUGAGGUGUGUAGUCGACUCAAUCUCAAUCACCUCUGGAAUAUGAAGCAUGGAUUCUCACAUGGUCCUUUUUUCUUAUCAAAAAAUAAUACUUUCAAAAUCAUUUGUAAAAUCGAUGAAUGCUAGACAACCACACUGAAAAUCCACUCGUGACRAAUAUUAAACUUUUCUUGGAUACAAAAAAAUCUUGUUCACGCAAAAAGCAAACUUUUCAAGUACAAAGAAUGUCAGUAGUAUCCCUGUUGAAAGUGUACAUAAUUUUGGAUACCACCUAAAUGGAGUUUAUAUACAUUGUAAAAAUAUACAGGUCUUUGAUAUACUUUUUUGGAAUUGAAGUACUAUUGAUAUUUACAUCUGAUAAACAASUACUCUGGUUGCCAGAGGUUGGAGUUUGCAUUUUCUCAUAGCUCAUUCUAUAUUUCAUCCAUAUAUUUUAUUUCUUUUUGACUUGGAGACCRUAUAACUAAAAUGUUGGUUGAGCCAUACAGUGUCAAAAUAAACCAUGAGGAAGCAUAAAUUCCAACCUCUGGUACCCAAGAUGAUGGACAGUUGAAUUGAAAGAUUAAAAUCAUCAUAAAAUUAAAGACGAUAAUCUUUUUUUUCAAUUGUGAAACACAACUUUUUAAAAUCUUUAACUUUUUUUGACUCACAUGGAGCUGGCUUGAACCACCUAUCUUUAGGUUAUUCACUGUUACCAUAACUUGAUCAAGUAUUGGUUUCGUUCAAUCAAUAAAAAGGACUYCCUUUGGUAUCGAUUAAUGCAAUACUAGAAUGAAUAUGUAAUGCACUAUGAAUAAAAUGUGGAUCAUAUKAAAACUUGUCACACA